Messenger RNA from Daldinia vernicosa, 1761 nucleotides. Its product is annotated as putative phosphatidylserine decarboxylase. NCBI's taxonomy places the organism in Eukaryota, Fungi, Ascomycota, Sordariomycetes, Xylariales, Hypoxylaceae. The record is from RefSeq and is a predicted model, not a curated record. Gene Ontology annotation, biological process: phospholipid biosynthetic process. The transcript has a single exon. Gene Ontology annotation, molecular function: phosphatidylserine decarboxylase activity. Bases 1 to 1233 code for a protein of 410 amino acids.
AUGAGUCCCUUAUACCACCCACUCGUUCAGGAAUUUAAGGCUUUUGCCUGCGAUAGCGGUAGACAUCAAUUUUUUGUUCAAGCUGUCAACAGUGCUAAGGAUCCAGAGAAUGGCGGACACUUAGAAAUGUCCCAGGAAGGUAUCGAAACAUUGGAGGAUUAUUUUCGAUUCUGCGAUGACCUCUUGAAAUGGGUUCCGACAGUGGACACGGAAGGCGACGCCCUCCUUCGAAAAUUAUUGGUCUUCUACUGGGUGUUUAAUCAACCCGAGGUCGCCGAUUACCAAACCAGUAUCAGGCCCGAAAAUGCUGGAAGUGUUCCCAAGCCACUCUCAUCUUGGCAGGUACACUACGCUCAGGAACUCGGAUCCUUCUUGAGUACCCGAGAAUCUGCAUCUGGGAUUAAGAGUUUCUACGAGAACCCUAUUUACAAUAAAGAAGCAGACUUGUGGCAGGAUCCGCCAGAAGGGGGGUGGGCGUCGUUCAAUCAGUUCUUCGCCCGGAAAUGGAAGGACAUCGACGUCGCGCGGCCACUGAUACCGGAGGAUAAGGAAGACAACGUCAUUGUCAGCGCUGCGGACUCUAAGUUUGGCGAGCAAUUCCCAGUUAAGAAUGGAAUUGUCACUAUCGGGGGGGAUAAUAGGACUGUCACGGUCAAAGGAUUUGCCUGGCCAAUUAACACACUGCUGGGGGGAUUGGAAGGUUUCGAUAAUGGAUGUUUCAUGCAUGCCUUUCUCAGUCCGAGUGACUAUCACCGGCAACAUGCACCAGUCAGUGGGAUAGUUCUGGAGACCAAGGUGAUCCAAGAGCUAGUCUAUCUUCAGGUCACCAAGGACCCAGAUCAUCCCGGUUUAGCCCCUGAUCGAGGUCUUUUAGUUAAAAAGCCACCCGUAGGUCAAAAGCGCUUGAGAGACCCUACUGCAGGCAGUGGAAAAAAUCCAAGAAAGCUCGAUGCCCCGGAUGAACCCGGCUACCAGUGGUGCCAGACUCGCGGGGUGGUCGUGAUUCAGACGGAUAACUACGGCAAGGUUGCUAUACUGCCAAUUGGCAUGGCCCAGGUUUCGUCGGUUGUUCUGACAGUGAAGCCAGGCCAGUCGGUCGAAAAAGGCGACGAGAUAUCUUAUUUCCAGUUUGGAGGGUCGGAUAUCGUUCUGGUCUUUGAAAAGCCCGUCGACUAUUGCGUAGAGUUCGGACAUAAAUGCAAUGUGAGGAGCAGAAUUGCCACUUUCAAGUGAGGAUCCUCCGUCAGAGUUCAACAAUUGUCUAUUCUACGUUGCCUGAGGAUUGACACGGAUUCCUGGGACUCCAUGGAUCCAGAGGACGCCGACCUUGUUAACGACAGUAUGCUCCUAGAUACCUACCUAGGUAGACACGCUCAUUACAUCUGGUAGAGUGUAGGGAUUGAAUUGGGGAUAGCAUCAGGGCUAGCCGCAGGGCUGGCAUUCAGGUCAUAUUCAUACACUCUUUUAAGAGCUUGUCAGAGCCCUUUCCUUUAGCUAGUCAAUCAUUACCUCAAUACAGCACUCGUUUGAAUAACAGCCCCGAAUCAUAUCCCGGGUGCGCUGCAGCGAUCCCAUUAACCUUUGGUGUUGUUUGGCAACGCUGUUUGCAAGCCUGUACGCACCGUAACAUGAAGUCCAGAUAGUUGCUCACUCGUUUAAAUCAUAAUUAUGUUAUGUGAUAUUGUUUGGCGGCAUGGAUAAAAUUCCGAUUUUAGCGUGAGAGUUGACCUGAACCACAAGGUCUUUUGAGGUUGGUAGCAC